This is a messenger RNA of Cheilinus undulatus (humphead wrasse), 3180 nucleotides long. RefSeq names its product zinc finger protein GLIS1 (gene glis1b). Gene Ontology annotation, molecular function: RNA polymerase II cis-regulatory region sequence-specific DNA binding; DNA-binding transcription factor activity, RNA polymerase II-specific. The transcript is spliced from 11 exons. The coding region runs from base 160 to 3180 and encodes 1006 amino acids. Gene Ontology annotation, biological process: regulation of transcription by RNA polymerase II. The record is from RefSeq and is a predicted model, not a curated record. NCBI's taxonomy places the organism in Eukaryota, Metazoa, Chordata, Actinopteri, Labriformes, Labridae. Gene Ontology annotation, cellular component: nucleus.
CUCACUGAGAGGAUGCUAUCGAUCAGGCAUGCAGAUGUUUUCACCUCCAGUUUGAUAAAUAUGCUGAUGCGCACGUCUUUUCCUGCUCCUCAUUUGCUUAUUGGCUAAGGUAAUGUGAGCAGCGCGCGCUUCACACUGCAUGGGAACGCCGUGUCAUCGAUGCAGAACUCGUCAGCGCUGGUCGGGAUGGUGAGCCACUGUCAGACCCCAUCUUUCACAGACUUCGCCGGACUGUCUCUUUCCGUGUAUGGGGGCAAGGCGGACAUUUGCACGCGCCGAGCCGGGAGCGCUGGUUUCGGGAGUCAGAUUUGCCGGAGCCCCCCGGACUCUCAGGCGCACAUGAGCUGCGCCAGCCCGAAGAGACUCACCGCUGCCGCGGAGGAAAAAGCGCAUCUGUCAGUCAAAGCACAGCGCUCGUGCCUCCCGCUUCCAGCCGUGCAAGUGAACGGUGCUUACUGCUCAGAGAAAGAGGCAGAUGCAGAGCUGGGUGGUGCUCAGGGCUCCCUGAUGCGAUGUGGGCAGAGCUUGCCCUUGCUGGUGGGGGGUCAUUUAGGGGGGCUUUAUACCCAGAGCCUCCACUGUGACAGACCUACACCCGAUCUCCUCCUGCAGGACGGCCCUCACCAGGACACCAGAUCCUCCCCUGCUUUCCAAAGGACCCUGCCGGGGGCCUCACUCAGCCUGGGCUGCGGCACUGCCAAUGGCGCUCAGUCUUCUCUGCCCUACCCUAUCAAACAGGAAAACCCAAUGGGCUACAAAAUCUCCAACAACGGGUCAGGGGUCCACAGCACGUCUCAGGCCGGGUUUCAGAACUGUCGGGCGGGUCAAGCAAUGGGAUCAUCACAGGUUAGCUCCAGCAGUAAUGGUGUACGUACAGUAAGUGGUGUAGGUAGCGCUGUGUCAGGGGAUGCAGUGCAAGCGUUUAAUAAUGAAGAUGGCUCCUCCCCGCUGGCUUUGUCCCCAACUGGCUCCCGUCAUUCAGCGCGGCUGCUCAGUGCUAGCAGUCUGAAGAGACGCUGCCUCUCCCUGGCCUCACAGUCCAACUCGGCUGCAGCGGGUCCCCCAUCAGAUUCUGGCGCUGUUUCCGAAGGCAUCAACAUCACCGCCAUCAUCUGCUCCUCCUCCCAGAUGUCAAUGGUCACCUGCGUCAACGGCUUCCGCACUAACCUCUCGCCCAGCCACGCCAGCAGUGCCGGCUUUUCCUCCUCUUCCUCCUCCUCUUCGACAUCCCCACCCUCUAACUCCUGCUCGCGAGAAGCCCCCCAGAGGCCCCCACCGCACAGCAGCCCCCAGCAGGCUUUGCUACAAGAGAGCUGUCAGCUAUCCUCACCUGCCACCUGCCUGCUCUCCCUCUCCUCCUCCUCCUCCUCCUCCUCUUCGUCCUCCUCAUCGGUGUCAUCAGCAGAGCCAGAGCAAGGCCAGGGGCUGUGUGAGGAGCAGGGCUCCAUGCUGCAGGGGCGGGGGGCUGCGGGAACCGCUGGGGGAGGUGUUGGAGGAGGGGGAGGCCAGGAUGGGCUGGGGCUCUUGAUGAGUGGGGCACUGAUGUCCGGGAUGCUGCAUUCAGGGCCUGAAUCUGGGGCUCUUUUGGACGGGGGCCAAAGAUCAGGGGCCGUUCUCAAGCAGGAGCCCCUAGACGAUUUUUCACCCAGUGAAGAUGAACUCUUUCAGCACCACUAUCACCAUCACCAUCAGCUUAGUGGCUGCAACGGGCACCUCCGCCCCCCUCACCACACGUCCCGCCCUGCUAUGCCUCCACCCUACCACUUACACCAAUAUGUGGGGCCCAAUUCAGGGGGCCUGCUGCACCAUCAGAGCCAGCAAACAGCACCAACCUCUUCUCUAGGUCUCAAACCAACAUCUGGAACACCUGCUGGCUCUCACUUGGCACCGGAGCAGGAAGAAGUGGUUGGAGGAGGAGGGACGUUGGUUGACAGGCAGGUAUGUCGGUGGAUUGACUGCAGUGCAGCGUACGAGCAGCAGGAGGAGCUGGUGAGGCACAUUGAGAAGGUGCACAUCGACCAGCGCAAAGGGGAGGACUUCACGUGUUUCUGGGCCGGCUGUAUUCGCCGUUACAAACCUUUCAACGCACGUUACAAGCUGCUCAUUCAUAUGAGAGUCCACUCUGGAGAGAAACCCAACAAGUGCAUGUUCGAAGGCUGUAACAAAGCGUUUUCACGUCUGGAGAACCUGAAGAUCCACCUGAGGAGCCACACAGGAGAGAAGCCGUACCUGUGCCAGCACCCCGGCUGCCAGAAAGCUUUCAGCAACUCCAGCGACCGAGCCAAGCAUCAGCGCACUCACCUGGACACGAAACCGUACGCGUGUCAGAUCCCUGGCUGCACCAAGCGCUACACAGACCCCAGCUCGCUACGCAAACACGUAAAGAUCCACUCAGCCAAAGAGCAACAGGUGCGUAGAAAGCUUCGGCCCUGUCCUCACCUGGAGCAGGACGUCCUGAGUGACUGUCUGUCCAUGCAGCACCUGCAGAGCUCUUCCUCCUCGCAGCACCUCUACAGUGGCAAGGAUUGUCGUUCCCCUGGACUUAGCCAGGACAUCUUCACAGGCCUGUACACUGGCUCCAGCACCCCCCAUCACAGCGCCUCAGUGGACCUCCUCACCCCCACGACUAACCCCGCCUCCAGCGCCGUCACUGACCUGCCCACCCGACAACACAGACUGGACCGCGACCUCAACAGCCCUCAUCACCUGUCCCCACUGACUGCCAUGGACAGCACGAGAGACGGGGUGCCAGGUCCCCUCUUGUCUCCUGGGAUGAAGGGAACAGGGACACCCCCGCCUCCUCCUCCCCAUCCUCUGGAGAAACAGCAUGUCCACCCUCAGCCGAAGCCCUACUCUCACUAUCACCACCAUCAGCCUGCCAAUGACGAAUACCAGGGCAGCUUUCAGAGCUGCUUCCACUUUGGAGAUUCUUACAGGAUGGAGCAGACGGUCAGUGGUGUCCACGUCCCAGCAGAAUCUCACGCCUACACUUCCCAUCAGCACAACGGCUUCCACAUGUCGACAACCAACACCAGUACUCCAGGCUUUAGUUUGACCCAGGAGCUUCAAGGCGGUGCAGGGUGCCAGUUCUCUUCAAGCCCAGAAGAGAGCAUCUUUUUCCAGGUGGGCAGCUUUGACCGCAGCCUGAGCCACAUGCCCUCGGUCUACACAGAGACAUAG